Molecule: messenger RNA, 1263 nt
Organism: Quercus lobata
Lineage: Eukaryota; Viridiplantae; Streptophyta; Magnoliopsida; Fagales; Fagaceae
Exons: 2
Coding region: 1-1263 (420 amino acids)
Source: RefSeq, a predicted model, not a curated record
AUGGUGACUGGAGAGUGCACAUUUGAGAUCAAGACACUUUAUCCUGAGUGUACUUGCCCCCUAACAUUUAAAAAUGGGCAAGUUACAUCAACCUAUGUGGCAAAGAGGUAUUUGAAGGAUUUUGGUAAGAAUCCUAAUUGGGAGGUCUCAGGCAUUAAGCACCAUGUGAUGCAGAAGAUUUCAAUUGAUUUAAGUCUUAGUCAGGUGUAUAGAUCAAGGAAGGCAACUAAGGGGCUGAUUACUGGGAAUGAAGAAGCUCAGUAUAGCCUACUUAGAGAUUAUGCAGAAAUGAUAUUAAGGACAGAUGUAGGAAGUAGGGUGAUUCUGCAAACAGAGAUGGAAAAUGAGAAUGCAAAGCCCAAGUUUAAAAGGAUGUACAUUAGGUACAAUGCUCAGAAGGUUGGCUUUCUAGGUGGUUGUAGACCCUUUGUUGAGCUGGAUGGAUGCCACUUGAAGGGUAGGUUUGGUGGACAAUUAUUGUCUGCCACUGCCAAGGAUGGAAAUGACAAUAUAUUCCCAGUGGUAAUGGUUGUGGUUAAGCAAGAAAACAAGGAUAGCUGGACCUGGUUCUUGGAGCAGUUUACAGAUGACAAUGGCAGGCUAGAGGAGCUCAAUCUGGUAUUCAUCAGUGACAGGCAGAAGGGUCUUCUACCUGCAAUGGAGACUCUAUUCCCAACUGUGGAGCACAGGUAUUAUGUGAAGCACAUAUACAACAACUUCAAGGUUAACCACAAGGGCAUGGAGUUGAAGAGUAUAUUGUGGAGGUGUGCUGGCUUAACAUCAGUCAGGGAAUUUGAGAGGGGGAUGGACCAUCUUAAAAGUUUGGAUGAAGAAGCUUGGAAGUACCUGGCUGAUAUAGAGCCUGCACAGUGGACCAAAUCCCACUUUUCUUCAAGAGUUUUGACAGAUUGUAUGGUAAACAAUUUGAGUGAGAGUUUUAACUCUAUGAUUGUGAAGGCUAGAGACAAGCCCAUCUUAUCAAUGCUGGAGUGGAUCAGAGUUAGGCUUAUGAGCAGACUGUAUAUAAAGAAGAUUGGCAUAGAAAAGUAUGGUGGCAAGUUGUGUCCAAGCAUACAAAAAAAGUUGGAGCAGUUAAAAUUAGAGUGUAAGGGUUUCUGUGUAAUUUCUUAUGAGAGGUUUGUGUAUGAGGUUAACAAUGAGAGGGAAAGGCAUAUGGUGGACUUGGAAAAUAGGACAUGCAGUUGUAGAGUAUGGGACUUGACAGAAUCCCCUGCAAGCAUGGAGUUGCAGCCAUUUUUAUGA